GCCCUUUCCUGUUCCGGCUCCCCGGCGGUCCAGGCCUGGGUCUGCGGGGAGCGCCCUGAGGUGGGCCCGGACGGGGGUCCGGAAGGAGGCCAUCCCCACCUCAGGCCCCAGCACGCCUGCGGGUCAGAGCCGUGGUGUGACCCUGCACACUCGGGUACGCAGGGCUGGGGGUUCAGAGCGUGCCAGAACCCGAGUGCCACCAGUUCAGCAGAGGUGUCACCGAUGGUCUAACAAGGGUGGAGACCGGAAUCUGCCAGGAAUCAGGGUGGCUCACAGACACAGGGCACUCAGGGAAAGACGGUGGCUUCAGCUCACCCCAGGGAGAGUUCAGACCUUGCGAUUCAUCCAGCUCGGAACCCAGCGAGUUCCCUCCCCAGGCACAGGGAUCCGCCACCGCUCACCACCUCUUGCUGUUGCCCCUGGCAGGAGCUCCAGGAGCCAGGUGGUGAGGUCUUGGUGUGAGGCAACACCUGCACGUCACAAGACAGGACGCGCAGACAGUGUGAGGAGUCAGGUGGAGGCCUCUGCGUCCCUGUCACCGAGCUCUUACCAGCCUGUCCAGAGCAGCAUCAUCAUGUUUGACUCUCCCAAGCACUACCGACCAAUGGUGGAAGAGCCCGAGUUACCAAGCAAUGAGUUAGAGGUGGUUUCUGAUCCUGAGACGCUGGAUCCUUCUGAGGAUGCUGAGGGAGGCUCCACGUCCCCCGCCAUCAUGGCCUCCAGCCCCAUGAGCCCAUCCCACGUAGACUCCAGCAGCGACGAAGAGGAGAGUCUGCUCCCUGCACUGGCCCUGCCCGACAUUGAGGCCUUGGUGGGUCCUGCCUUGGAUAACAAGGUGGCCGAGCUGGUAAUUUUCCUGUUCCUUAAGUAUCGAAGCAAUGAGCAGACCACCAUUGCAGAAAUAGUGCAUGAAAUCUUCCAAGGUUAUGAGGAGUACCUCCCUGCGGUCUUCGGGGAGGUCUGCCGUUACUUCUAUCUGGUCUUUGGCAUUGAAGUGCAGAGAGUGGCCCCCCCCUUCCCCUGCUAUGUCCUUAAGCCUGCCCUGGGCUUCACCUAUGAUGGCAUGGUAAAUGAUGUCCCCAGCUUCCCCAAGACCAUCCUCCUGAUAAUUGUCCUGAGUGUCAUCUUCCUUAAUGGCAACCGUGCCAGUGAGGAGUCUAUCUGGCAAGUGCUGGAGGGGAUUGGGGUGCAUCCUGGGCAGGAGCACUUCAUCUAUGGGGAGCCCCGGAAGUUCAUCACCGAGGAUUUGGUGUGUGAGAAUUACCUGGUGUAUCAGCAGGUGCCCAAUAGUGACCCUGCUCGGUACGAGGUUGUGUGGGGCCCCAGGGCCUGCAUUGAAACCAGUAAGAUGUCCAUCCUUCAGUUCCUGGCCACGGUCAAAGGUACCAGCCCCAGUGAUUUUUCUUUGUGGUAUGAGGAGGCCUUGAGAGAGGAAGAGGAGAGGUUCUCCCCUCCAGACCCAUUAGAUUUGUCCUAACCAGGGCCAUGUCCGGCAACUUCUGCCCCGUGCAAUUUGUGAGGCAGAUUCGGCCAUCUGUGAAAAGAGCCUCACUUUCCUAAAUGACACGGAGAAUGUUUUUGCGUUUCUGUUCAGUGUGAGUCACUUGGAGAUUUUUUUCUUUUUUGAUAUUUUCUCACAUGUUCUUCCUUUUAGUAGAUUUAUUUAACUUCCAAUUUCAAGGUUUUAAGGCACUGGCCACACGUAUAUUUAUACAUCUGUUAAGAGUUUUGCUGUUAAACAAGUUGUAAAAUCUUCAAUCCUACUUUGUAAUGUAGAACAAGAUCUUUGUCACUGGAACAAAAGCGUUCUUUGGAAAUGUGAAACACGUCAUGUGUAAACUUUGUGGGGACAAUAAAUAAGGAGGGAAAGUUCAUUCUUACC
This is a messenger RNA of Fukomys damarensis (Damara mole-rat), 1882 nucleotides long. RefSeq names its product melanoma-associated antigen 10. Lineage: Eukaryota; Metazoa; Chordata; Mammalia; Rodentia; Bathyergidae. Gene Ontology annotation, cellular component: nucleus. Gene Ontology annotation, biological process: negative regulation of transcription by RNA polymerase II. The transcript is spliced from 6 exons. Bases 575 to 1477 code for a protein of 300 amino acids. The record is from RefSeq and is a predicted model, not a curated record.